This is a messenger RNA of Chlamydomonas reinhardtii, 4314 nucleotides long. RefSeq lists its product as uncharacterized. The transcript has 6 exons. The coding region runs from base 216 to 4073 and encodes 1285 amino acids. The record is from RefSeq and is a predicted model, not a curated record. Gene Ontology annotation, molecular function: protein binding. Lineage: Eukaryota; Viridiplantae; Chlorophyta; Chlorophyceae; Chlamydomonadales; Chlamydomonadaceae.
AAUCAUGUGCUUUGCCGUUCUGCAAUGUGCUUGGCCCAUGGGUCUAGGCGUCCAUGCCAAAACAACACAGCGUUUCGCUCCAGAUCAUGACACCAAGGUGCACGCUAACAUCCUACUGGUGUCAGAGAAUUUAUUUACAAAAGAUGUAGCUGUUGACGACAAACUAUAAAGCACAACUUUCGCGGUGGGCUUACAAGCCUUACCGUUUACGCGCCAUGUAUUCUAUGCUCGGCCGCUUAGAGAAGGCCGCGAGUCAAGAUGACAAGGUGUCGGAGCUGCUGCUCGCCAACGCCGAUGGCGCCCGGCUGGUCGGCGCAGUCGAGCGGGCGCUGGCGCUGCGGGCGGGUGAGCUGUUCGCCGAGCUGGUAGCGCAGCUGACAUCGCUGGAGGUGGAGGGUUGCGGUCCGGACCAGGCGCGGGCGGAGGCGGCUCGUGCAGCCGGCAAUGGCCUGUUUCAGAAGGGGCAGUGGGCGGCCGCAGUGGCGGCGUACACGGAGGCGCUGCGGCAGCAGCAGGCGCUGACGGCCGCCGGCCGCGCCGCCGCCAGUCGCCUGUACAGCAACAGGGCGGCGGCGCUGUUGAAGCUGCAGGCGGCGGCGGCGGCGGGGCAGGCGGCGGCGGCGGCGGCGACAGCGCCUGACUGCCACUGGGCAGCACGCGGUGCUCUGGCGGAUGCGAGGUGUGCGGCGGCCGCUGACCCGGCCUUUGCAAAGGCGCACUACCGUGCGGCAUGUGCGCUGCGGCUGCUAGGGGACCUGCCGGCGGCGGCGGCGGAGUGCGGGCGCGCGGCGAAGCUGAACGCGGCAGGGGCAACUGCCGGGGCGCCAGGGGCGGCCCCGGCGGCGGCGACGGCAGGGGCGGCGGCGGUGGAUGAGGCCACGGCGCUGCUGGCGGAGAUACGACUGGAGCAGCGGCAGCAGCAGCAGCAGCGGCAGGAGGGUCCGUUGUCAGCGGCGGCGGUGGCGGCAGCGGGCCCAGCUGGUGACGGCGAUGCUGGGGGCGGCGAGGGGCCAACCCCAACAGGGCUUACCGCCGCCGGUGGUGGUCACCUCGAGGGAGCGGCGGCGGCGGCGGCGCAGGCGGAGGCGGCGGCGCAGGCGGAGGCGGUGGUGGGUCGGCGCUGGCUGCACCGGGGUGUGGCGGAGGCGCACAGCGCCGCAUUGGGACGACACCUGGUGGUCAGCGGCGCGGCGGCGCCGGCGGAGGCGGAGGCGGGUGGAGUAGACACACUUGCGGCGGCAGCGCCUGCAGCAGCGGAAGCAGCGGUCAGAGGUGCAGCGGAAAAAGUCCAGCAGCCGCAGGAGCAGGUGGGGGCAGUAGGGGCGGCUGGCGGGCUAGCGUCAGGGGGUGUUCCGGCGGCGGCGGACGUGCUGGCGGACUGGCCGCUGGCGGCGGUGCUGUGCAGGCCCUGGCGGCGGCGGAGCCAGCAGCAACAGCAGCAGAAACAGAAUGCGGCGGCGGGGGCAAACGGUGGGACCAGCGAAGUUGUGUUGCGCUGCUGGCAUUGCACGGCUCCGCUGUGCGUCUCCGCGGCCGAGGUGACGGCAGCGACGGCAACCGCCGCCGCCGCCAACAUCUCCACCCAGCAGCGGCACAGCGGCGGCGCCGAGCCGCCUGCCUGCCUGCCGUACCCGUGUGAGUACUGCUACAUGGCCCUGUACUGCUCGCCCGCCUGCCGGGACGCCGACGCCUUCCACGCGCCCGGCGGCGCCGAGUGCGGCCAGCCCUGGGCGGCGGUGCUGCCGGAUGAGGCGCAGCUGGCGGCGCGGCUGGCGCGCCUGGCAGCGGCUACAGAGGCGACAGCGGCGGCGGCUUCUGAGGCGGCGGUCACUGAGGCGGUCGCACGGGUGGAAGGGGCAGGGCCGGGGGCGGGGAUGCCAUCAGGCAUGUCUGAUGGCAGGGGCACUGUUGAGAGCGGCGGCGGCGGCGGCGCUGUGAGUUUCGUGGCGGGGUGCGGCGACGCAGCCGCGUCGCUACGGCGGCUGCUGACGCACGAAGCCCGCCGCCCCCCUGCGGAGCGGCUGCAUGCGGCGGUCCUGGCCGCAGCCACUGCCGCCACCUACCGGGCCGCCUGCCGCACCAGCCUGCAACGCUGGCAGCGCCAACGCCUGUCUACGCCGCCACCGCAACCCCCGCCGGCGGAUGCUCCAUCGUCAGCUCUGCCAGUCACGAGCACCUCGGGCACCAGCACUGGUCACGGACGUGGCGGCGCUGGUGGGAGCACCGGCAGCCCCGACGGCUGCAGCGGCAGUAGCAGUAGCAGCAGCGGCAGUAGCAGCAGCGGCGUCGGCCCGCUGCCCAUGGACUCAACAGCGGAGAGCCGGCGGCGGCGCUGGCUGACGGGCGGCGUGACGGAGUCCGGCGCCGAGCCGCCGGCGCCGGAGGCAGCUGACGUGUACGCCAUGAUGUGGGCUGUAGCAGUGAACGGCAUGGCGGUGCGGCCCGACGCCUACGGCAGUAGCAGCCGCGGCAGCAGCUCCGGGCCGCCGGGGCUGGGGCGGCCCGAGGCGGCGGCGGCGGCGGCGGCGGCGGGUGGGCGUCUGGCUCUGGCGCUGUACCCGCUGGCGGCGCUGGGCCUGAACCACAGCUGUGACCCGUGCCUGGCGCCCAGGUUCCGGCGCGGCCUGCAGCUGGUGUGCCGCGCCCGGCGGCCGCUGCCGCCCGGCGCCGCCCUCACCAUCAGCUACGGACCGCAGGCGGGGAAGGCGCCGCGGCAGGCGCGGCAGGCGGCGCUGCAGGACCAGUACGCCUUCCAAUGCGCCUGCACCGCCUGCGGCGACGGCAAUUGCAGCAGCAGCAAUAUUGGCAGUAGCAGCAGUGGCGGUGGCAGUAGCAGUAGGUGUCUGGAAGCGGCGGUGUGGGGCCUGGCGUGUCCGCGGUGCGCCAGCGCCGCCUUCACCACACCUGCCACCAGGCUGCUGCUACCGGCAGCUGGCAGUAGCAGCAGCAGCGGCGGCAACAGCAUCGACGGCAGUCGCAGCAGCAACGGCAGUAGCGCGCCGGGCGCCCGCCUGCCCUCCGCCGCCCUGCCCGCAAACCCCGACCUGGCGGCUGUGCUCCUGUGCGAUGCAGCAGCAGCUGCAGGCGCCGCCGAGUCGGUGCCCUCAGGCGCACAGCCGGAUGCCACCGCCGCCCGCGCCAGCAGCGCUGCUGGUGCUGGUGCUGGUGCUGGUGCCGGCGGCAGGUGCGCCUGCACCGGCUGCGGCCGCUUCAUCGCGCCGGGCGAGGAGGCGCAGGCGGCGGCGGCACUGGCGGAGGCGGCGCAGCUAGAGGGGGCGGGGCAUGCCGAGCUGGGCCGAGCCUUGGCCGCGUUGCAGCCCGGCAGCGGCGGCGGCGCGGCGGCGCCGGCAGCCGCGGUGGAAGUGGCGGAGGCGGCGCGCACUGGCUGGCGGCGGCUGGCGGGCGCAGCGGAGGCCCGGCGGCGUGUGCUGCCCUGCACCAGCCGCCUGCUGGGGGCGGGACUGCACGCAGCCGCCACGGCGGCGGCCGACGUCCUGGCGGCCGCGGCGGCGGUGGCGGCGGCGUCAGUAACUGGGUCGGCGGCGGUAGCGGAACGCGGCGCCGCCGUAGCUGAGCUGGCGGCUGGUGGUGCCGCCAUGGCGGUUGAGAGUGUGGCGGCGCUGGCGCUGGUGUACGGCUGCUGCAGUACGGAGGUGUUGUACGAGCUGGGGGUGUUGCAGGGGCUGCUGGAGGCGGCGGCGGCGGCGGGCGCGGCGGCGGCGGUGGCAGGGAGGGACGGCAGUGCUAUCAAUGCGGGGGUGAGCGCUGACGGCGAGACCGGAACGGGGGCGGGGGCUGGCAGCGGCGCCGCGGCGGAGCCGUAUGCAGUGCCGCCAGAGGGGCCGACCGCGGUGUUGGCGGCGGCUGAGGCCUGCUGGCACCCGCGCUGCCCGCACUGCGGCACUGCCGGGGGUGCGCACGAGGCAGCGCUGCUGCCGCGGCUGGCAGACACGGCGGCGGCGCUGCGGGCGGACCUGACAGCAGCAGCGGGAGUGGGGGCGGGGGCGGGCGGAUCGCUGGCGGCAGUGCGGCGCCUGCAGAGCUGUGUGCGCUGGCAUGUGCUGGGGGACUAACGAACGGGAGCGAGGGCAGUGUGUGGGCGGAACCGCGGGACUUGUAGUCCAACACCACACGCAGCUCUCAUGCGGCAGUGGCGUGAGGGCGGCGAGGCAGUGGGCAAGUCGUCGAUAUGCAAGCGCACGCCGAAGUGGAAGUCAGGACGGGAUAGUCGAGUUCGCUGGCCACUGUUCUUUGGCUUCGCCAUUUCGCUACUGCUGCUUCGUACUGGGCUACAGGGCUACUGGUACGCUGGUU